AUGGCAGCGAAGACCAUCAUCGUCACAGGUGCCUCUCGAGGCAUUGGCCUCGCUAUUGCGAAGUAUCUUCUCUCCGCAUCGCAACCCCACAAUGUCGUGGUGGUGGCCCGUAGCGUCGAGCCCCUCCAGAAGCUCAAAGAGCAGUACAGCAAGCAGGUCGAGGUGGUGAACGGCGAUUUGGCAGAUUUCUCCCUCGCCCAGAAGGCAGUCGAUGCCGCCAUCAAGUCCUUCGGACAGCUCGAUGGAAUAGUCCUGAACCAUGGCAUCCUGGGCCAAGUAGGCGACAUCGCUACGGCCGACCUGAAGGAAUGGCAGCAAGGAUUUGAUAUCAACUUCAUCAGCUUGGUUGCCUUCGCUAAGGCAGGACUUCCCGCUCUUCGCCAAACCAAGGGAAAAAUCAUUUUCACCUCCUCUGGCGCCGCCGUGGCCGGAUACCGCGCAUGGGGCCUGUACGGAGCCACCAAGGCAGCCAUGAACAGCCUAGCGAUGACCCUGGGUAACGAGGAGCCCGAUGUUACGUCUGUGUCCAUCCGGCCCGGUAUGGUCGACACCGAGAUGCAACGCGAGCUGCGCGACAUCCACGGAACAAAUAUGGACUCGGAGACACACUCGAAAUUUACCAGCGCGCACAAGGACGGCAAACUCGUCCAGCCAGAGCAGCCGGGCCAUGUUAUAGCCAAGCUUGCGCUCGAUGCGCCCAAGGAGCUGAGCGGCAAGUUUUUAUCGUGGAACGACAAGGAGCUCGAGGCUUUCCAGUAG
Penicillium cinerascens is the source of this 759-nucleotide messenger RNA. RefSeq names its product SDR family oxidoreductase. The coding region runs from base 1 to 759 and encodes 252 amino acids. The transcript has 4 exons. NCBI's taxonomy places the organism in Eukaryota, Fungi, Ascomycota, Eurotiomycetes, Eurotiales, Aspergillaceae. The record is from RefSeq and is a predicted model, not a curated record. Gene Ontology annotation, molecular function: oxidoreductase activity, acting on NAD(P)H, oxygen as acceptor. Gene Ontology annotation, cellular component: intracellular anatomical structure.